Canis lupus familiaris (dog) is the source of this 936-nucleotide messenger RNA. It is a transcript of the gene OR51K2, whose product is annotated as olfactory receptor family 51 subfamily K member 2. The record is from RefSeq and is marked inferred. Gene Ontology annotation, molecular function: G protein-coupled receptor activity; olfactory receptor activity. The coding region runs from base 1 to 936 and encodes 311 amino acids. The transcript has a single exon. Lineage: Eukaryota; Metazoa; Chordata; Mammalia; Carnivora; Canidae. Gene Ontology annotation, biological process: G protein-coupled receptor signaling pathway. Gene Ontology annotation, cellular component: membrane.
AUGUUCAACAGCAGUCAAUUCAAUCCCAAGUAUUUUCUGCUAACUGGUCUCCCUGGUCUGGAGGCCCUGUACCCUUGGUUUAUUGUCCCAUUCUGCUCCAUAUAUCUUGUGGCCCUUGUGGGCAAUAGCCUGGUCCUGGCAGUGAUCAGGAAAAACACCACUCUGCACCAGCCGAUGUACCUUUUUCUAGCUAUGCUGGCCUUUGCAGAACUUGGUGUCUCUGCUUCUACACUGCCCACUGUGUUGGGCAUCUUCCUUUUUGGUGCCAAUGAGAUCUGCUUUGAAGCCUGCCUUUUGCAGAUGUUCUCCAUACAUUGCUUUUCCAUCAUGGAGUCAGGAGUUCUGCUGGCCAUGUCUGUGGACCGUUUUGUGGCCAUCUACAACCCACUGAGGUACACAGCCAUCCUGACCAGGCCCCGUAUUGCUGCUACUGGUGCUGCACUUGGACUGAAGAGUGUGAUGCUCAUGUUCCCACUGCCUUUUCUCCUGAAGCGUCUGCCCUUCUGUGGCCACAAUGUCCUCUCCCACUCCUACUGCCUUCACUCAGAUCUAAUCCAGCUGCCCUGUGGGGAUACACGUCCCAACAGCAUUCUGGGGCUCUGCAUUGUUACUUCUACUUUUGGGCUGGAUUCGCUGCUCAUCAUCCUCUCGUAUGUGCUGAUCCUCUACACAGUGCUGGGCAUUACCUCUGGGGAGGGAAGGUGUAAGGCCCUCAACACAUGUGUGUCACAUAUGUGUGCAGUGCUUGUGUACUAUGUGCCCAUGAUCAGCGUGGCUCUGGUGCACCGCUUCAUGAAGCACACUGCACCUGCUCUCCGUCUACUCCUGGCCAACAUCUAUCUUCUGGUGCCUCCUGUGCUCAACCCCAUCAUCUACAGUGUUAAGACAAAACAGAUUCGCCAGGGGCUCAUCCAACUCUUUCUUCCAAGAAAAUAA